Molecule: messenger RNA, 665 nt
Organism: Beta vulgaris subsp. vulgaris (sugar beet)
Lineage: Eukaryota; Viridiplantae; Streptophyta; Magnoliopsida; Caryophyllales; Amaranthaceae
Product: cysteine proteinase inhibitor A
Exons: 2
Coding region: 78-446 (122 amino acids)
Molecular function (GO): cysteine-type endopeptidase inhibitor activity
Source: RefSeq, a predicted model, not a curated record
AAUUGAGAGGGCAGAGGCCGAAACUAGUAUACUCCCAAAGUAUACACCACAAAUAAUAACACUUGCAAAUUGCAAUUAUGACUUCCUGCAAUGAACAGAACAACGCUGGAUUUGAUAUAAACAGUCCAAAAAUCAAAGAGAUAGCUGCUUGGGCUGUGAAUGAGUACAACAAGAGCGGACAUUGCCUGAAGUUUGAAAAGGUUUUGAAGGCUUAUGGACUCAUAACUCUUGGAGUGACCUACUAUAUUGAUCUCGAGGCAUCUAAUGGAUCCUUGUUGGACAAGUAUUCUGCAAUAGUUUAUGAAGAAGAAUCAAGAGAUAUCCUUCAACUCCAAGGGUUCAAGCCUCUGUCGCAAGCCAAUAAGCCUCUACUGGAAAUCGAUGCAAGUGUCGGCAUUCUCAAGUCUGUGUUGGGAGUCGAUGCAAGUGUCGCCAUUCCCAACUAAUCUUUGCGCGCACGCAAUCUCUGGUUAAUGCGCAAGCGCGCUAAUUAAGCAUUUGGUGUGCUUAGUUACAACAUACAAGGAUAACGCAACUAUCUGGAACUACGGCUUCUACUUUUACAUACUAUUACAUGACUUAAAUAGCUUAGUCUUUGUACUGCUAUUACUACACCCACAUACGUACGAACUUAAAUAAAAUAAAAUACUAGUAUCUUUUGCACA